Molecule: messenger RNA, 3569 nt
Organism: Drosophila suzukii
Lineage: Eukaryota; Metazoa; Arthropoda; Insecta; Diptera; Drosophilidae
Gene: Nop17l
Product: Nop17 like
Biological process (GO): axonemal dynein complex assembly
Cellular component (GO): cytoplasm
Source: RefSeq, a predicted model, not a curated record
UGACCACACACACAAACACGAGCAGCCGGUCCAGCGGAAAAGUUUCUAGAACGUCGAACUCAAACUCCACUCUUCUCCAUUAAAUCUUCUAUUAAAUAGCAGUUCUUUAUUAUUAUAUAUUUAACACAUUGCUGUUGCAACAACAACAGCAUUAAUAUUUACAAUACAGAACCUUCCAGAAACCAAACGCAUUUCCCAAGGAAACGUAUUCAGAAAUUAAGCAACCCCUAACACAACAAAACCAAACAAAAAACUAAAACCCCAAAAGUGAUAAGAAAAUUGAUUAUUGUGUAGAGUGCCGAGAAGAGACCCGAAGAGAUCUCGCCGUGAGUGAAGUGUCCCUUUGAGAGCGCUAUGUCCGCAUCAGCUGCCGGUUCGCGUAAUAAACACUCUAAGAUCCGUGACGAUGAGCAGCUCGACAUAACCAAGGACGAGUUUAACCGGUUCAAGGAGGCCCUUGGCCAGGAGGAGUUCCGCAAGCUGUUCUUCGAUUACGUCGAGGAGAUCCAGGAUCCCGAGAACCGCAAGAUCUACGAAGAGGAGAUCACCCAGCUGGAGAAGGAGCGCGGUGUGGAGGUAAGGUUCAUCCACCCGCAGCCGGGAUUCGUGAUCAAGACAGCCCUGGAUGGCGAACUCAAGUGCUUCAUCAACAUCGCCGGCUCACCGGAGAUCGAGAGGCCCAAGAACGAGGUGGCCACGGAUCCAUCUAAUGGCAGUCGUGGGCUGAGCUGGUCCAUUCCCAUGGCCCAGACUGCGGCGCGAAGUGACUGCGAUGCCAAGAACAACCACUGCAAGGUGUUCGAUGUGGUCUUCCAUCCGGAUGCCCUGCACCUGGCCAAGCGGAACCAGCAGUUCCGGCAGUGCCUCAUCGACACGGCCCUGGACGCAGUCGAGCGGGAGUACAAGGUCUCCCUGGAUCGCGCCAAUCUCAAAUUUCCCAAGCUGGACUACAAGGGCAUCGCCCGUCCCACUGUGAUACGCAAGUUGUCUGAUAAUCCCUCGGCCGAGGAGCAAGAGCCUCAUCCCCUGGCGCACAUGUUCCCCACAAAGAAACCCUCCGGAGAAAAAGUAGAGCCCCUCGUUCUGCCCAUGAAGACGAAGCCCACUCCCAAGCCGGAGUAUACGGUGCCCAGGUAUUCGAUCAAGCACAGCCACGACGUGGACUUGUCGGAGUACACGGACGAGUUGGACGCCAAGCUGCACGUGACCGUUCCUCGCUCCCUUGUCGUCGAGAUUGAGCUGCCCCUGCUCCGCUCCACAGCCGAGUGCCAGCUGGAUGUCACCUCGAAGUCAGUGUAUCUGUUCAGCGAGCGACAGGGCGCCAAGUACCGCCUGAAACUGGACCUGCCCUUCACCGUGGACGACAAGGCGGGCAGAGCUCGCUUCGACACAGACAUGCGUCGUUUGAGCAUCACCUUGCCCGUGGUCCGGAAGAGCGUCCAGGAGCAGGGCCAGAUGCACGACACCUUGCGCCACUUCAGCCGCGAGGACAGCGGCGUUGAGCUCCAUUCCAACAGCGAGUCGCCAGUGGAGGAGGACCCUGAUGGCGAACUCAGCGAUUCCAAGGCGGAUAUCUCCGAGAUUGCCACGCCCACUGCCACGCCUGUGCGCAAAGCCAACAGUCCGUUCCUCAAGAGCUCCGUUCACUACCAACUACCCAGCAAAUUCGACUGCAACGUCCUGGACAAUGUGAUGGCUUUUGUGCUCCACGUGCCCAACGUUCAGCCCGACUCCAUUGAGCAGUUGAGGGAGCAGCGGAGCCUGCAUCUGCAGUUCGCCACCAUCGGCAGUGGCUACUAUCCCACCCACUAUGCUUUUUACGUAGAGCUGCCGGCGGAGAACGAAGCCUCCGCCAUUGAGAGCGUGGAGGCAGAGGCCUGGGACAACAAUGUGGUACUCAAGCUAAGCCUGAGCUCGCAGAGCGAGACUCCUGCUAGCUAUCUGGCCGGACUAGAUGCCACGGAUCUCAUGGAGUACCCAGUGCAUGGCCAAUACAAUGUUAAGGACAAGGCAGGAGUUAAUACAAAGAAGGAGAUUGCUCCGCUGGAUGUUAAGUUCGAGCGCAGCCAGGAAGGUCAGGCCCUAAAGGUUACCAUACGCCCGGGGGCCAAGGAGGAGGAGCAUGAGCAGGAGGAGGAUGACGAGCACCAGGAUCACGAGCAAGAAAACGAGCAGCAGCACCAGCAGCAGGGUCAAAACAAAAAGCCCGGCAAGAAGCAACGCAAGCGGAACAAGAAGGAGCGCUCCUUCUCCGAGUCGGCGUGUGAUGAUAUGGUCCACGUCCAGGAGCCCGUGGCUAGAAAUCCUGAACCCCAGCCGAAUCCCACAUUUAAACUGCCCUCGCAGCGCAAGCAACGCAGCUACUCGGAGUGCAAUGACAGCACUGGUGGCAAUCAUCGCGGCAUCCUCAAACGAUUCAGCCGUUACGGACCCCGACCCUCGAUAUCGGACAGCUGCUCCUCAAUCGACGACUGCUCCUCAUACUCGUGCUCCGUGGACGCCUCUGGCACAUCGCUAUUCUCGCAUUCGUUUGGCGGCAUUCCCGAGGAAGAUCGGUCCGAUGCCGGGCUCUCGGAGAGCUGCAAGAAGACUGUUAGGUUUAAUGAUCACAUCAUGAAGCAAGUGUUCCGGCUUGACUCGAGCAUCCUGGGUCAGCGCAAGAAGAACCAGAAGCGACGCGAUCUCAAGCUGCGGGCUCAGCAGCGUCGCCUCAGCGAAGGUGAUUCCGUUGAUUACGAGGAGACCCGUGGCACUGCCCUCAAGCAAAAAGAAAAUACAUCAAGAAAUGCCAACAGGCCCAAGGGAGAGUCCUUGCUUCACGACAGCGGACUGGAUCUCACUGGAGCAGCAGGUGCCCAAAGGAGCAACAACGAAUCGGAGCCCAAAAAUGCCAUGAUGUUUGAAAUGGAUGAUUAGGAUGAUGUUAUUUAAACCAUAAAUAUAUUCAUAUUUUUUGAGUGUUUUAGAGGCAUGUUUUCAAGAAUUUGAAAUGCUACUUAUAUAUUAACUAAUGCUACGUAUUUUUUUAAAUAUUUGUACUGUAAUUUGUUUCGUAUCCAAGCAAAUUGCUCAAUUGAAAAGAUUUUCAAAAAUUGUAAUUAGGCAACAAGAAUCAGGGCUAAAAUGAGAAAUCAAAAUAUUCAUUACAUCAUUGUAUUAAAUGUUAUUUAAUUCGGUUAUUCAUUGAAACUGUUGAAACGAAAAAUGAAAUCCUACGCUGAACUGAAACACCUAUUAUUAUAAAAUAAAAAUAUGCAUGUUCAUUCAUAUUGCGAGAUCCAGUUGAUGUCUUAAAAGUUUGCAAACUAUAAGUUUUAAGUAAACAUUACAACACUCAUUUAUUGGCUGCAUGCUCAUAGCUCACAAAACAAUCACAACACGAUAAACUUAAACAAUAUCAAUAGUUAACAAUUCCUCUAGUAUUACACACGACAGAAAUCACCCAAACGCAUAAAAGUAGUGUAUAAGCUAUGUACAUGUUUAGAAACACUGGCUGAAGCAAUGAAUGUAAUUUUAACUUUUGUAAGCGAGCUCGCAAGUUAAAAUAUAUAAACAUCCCUUAAAAAUGA